Molecule: messenger RNA, 507 nt
Organism: Protopolystoma xenopodis
Lineage: Eukaryota; Metazoa; Platyhelminthes; Monogenea; Polystomatidea; Polystomatidae
Source: the annotation of a GenBank genome assembly
AUGACAUGGUGCGCACUUUUUAGCGGAUUUCAUGAGAACCCUCCAAACCCCACGCUGGCCUUCUCAAGCCUCACUCCACAAUUCUUUUCCCGGAGUCCCUAUCUUGCCUCGUGGGAUCCGCCUCCUACGUUCCUGGUUCAGGUGAAAGAAAAGACCUCCAAAUUGAAGGAAUUGGAAGCAGAUCUUCUUCGUAGGGCCGAAAUAAUGCGAGACCAGCUACACACACAGGAAGCCGAAUUGACUGUUGCUCGACAGGCUUUCGAGGCAGAGCGGGUCGCCUGGCUUGAGGCAUGGAAGGAGUUUGAUGAAAUCGGACCAAGUGGUGACUGCUUUCCUGGAAGUAAUGCAUCAUCCGCCACUUUAAGUGCCCCCCUUGUCAAUUCUGGUAGGGCACCCGGGCUUGUGGGUGCACCGUCCAUUCAAUUAAUGGGUCUUGGAGACCGAGUACUUUCAGAAGUAAUCAAGGAGCGCACCAAGACAGAAAAGAAACGUAAGGGUCUCUUUUGA